Molecule: messenger RNA, 1519 nt
Organism: Dermatophagoides pteronyssinus (European house dust mite)
Lineage: Eukaryota; Metazoa; Arthropoda; Arachnida; Sarcoptiformes; Pyroglyphidae
Source: RefSeq, a predicted model, not a curated record
CAUACUCGCCAUUCACAUUUAUUUGGAUUCGGAAUCCAUUGUCGGCUCACUUACAGCACUUUGUGUGUAUGUCGCGCUGUUUUUUUUCAUUCGUUCAUUUCGUAUCAUUAUCAAUACUUGUCCCUCAGAAAAACCAGUAUCCUCAAGCCGAUAUCAUAAAUCUUAAGUUAUCGUUGAGAAAAUAAAUAAUCCAUUUUGGAUCUGGUUCAUCGAUUUACAAUACCUAAAUCUAUCGGAUUUGAAUCCAUUAAAUUCAACGUUUUUUAUCGUUUUAUUCUAUCUUUGAAUUUGCAUUUUCUUCCAUUCAAUUUUCGGUCAUUCUUGUCAUUGGAUUAAACAAUUUUAACAAAUAUGUCUGAAACGGCCAUCGAUACAGGCUCUAAUGCAGAAAAAACCAUCAAAGAGAUGAAAUCUGAUGUGAAACCAAAUAAUAAUCAGGUUUCAACCAAUAAUGUUGCAAAUGAUUCCAAAGCUCAAGUAAAAAAUGAUUUGAAAGAAGACAAUGAAACUGCUAAUACUCCUGGGCGAAAACGUAAACGAGUCAGCGAAAUAACUGAUUCGUCAUUGGUUUUGGAGACACCACCUGGAGUAGAUGGUAAUCGUCGGCAAACACGUUCUCAGACACGUGGAACGCCUGCACCAACACCGGCUCCAACUCCAGUUAAAAAGGUCUCAUUGGCUAAUAGUAAUGGUAGUAGUGCUAAUAAAGGUCGUCGAGGUCGGCCACCAAAGAGUGCCACUUCAUCAAGUGAUUCGGAAGAACCGAUCAAAAUGGAAACAACAAACGCAGCUGUUGCUGAUGAAAAGAAAAAAGAAGAAAAAACAGAACAAAAAGAUGCGGAUAUUAAACCAGUCGUUUCUGGCUCCGCUGAGGCUACUGCUCCUGCUAAAAACGAAGGCAGCAAAAAUACGAUAUCGGAUAGUUCCAAUGUUAAAGAAAUGAAAAAAUCUGAAGAUGAUGUUAAAAAACAGCCAUCAACAGAGAAACCUAAACAUACAGUUUCGAAACCUAUUUCGGUAGCUGUUUCUAAUGCUGACAAGCAAGCCGAAUCAUCAGGAAAUAAAUCAAUCACAUCCAAUAAGACUACAGUAGCCAAUGAAGUUGUCAAUAAUUCACAAUCAUCGACAACAAACAAACCAGAAUCGGCCACUAUUAAUAAUCAUGAAAAAUAGUCAACAGAAAAAAUAACAAUGAUGGUUAUGAAAAAAACAUUUUGAAAAUCACAUAGAAUUUCUUUUCUUCAUUCUUCUCGCAUUUUUUUUCUCUUUAUAAUCUCAAAUCAUCAUCAUAUGAUUGAAAUUCAUCGAUGAAUUCUGGAAAAUACACACCUUAUUCACAAUUUUUUUUGUGUUUAUCUUUUUCUCUUUACAUAGAUAGAUUUUUUUUCCACAAACAAAUACAAUAAUCAACGAUGUUAACAUUAAUUAUUUUAUAAAAUUUCAAAUCAUAAAGAAAAGAUUAUCAUCCUACUUACCCCCCAUAACCGCCCUUUUAACAAAUGAAACAAACAAAAAAGUU